Maniola jurtina (meadow brown) is the source of this 1945-nucleotide messenger RNA. RefSeq lists its product as uncharacterized. The record is from RefSeq and is a predicted model, not a curated record. Lineage: Eukaryota; Metazoa; Arthropoda; Insecta; Lepidoptera; Nymphalidae. The transcript is spliced from 5 exons. Gene Ontology annotation, biological process: regulation of apoptotic process. The coding region runs from base 144 to 863 and encodes 239 amino acids.
GCAUGCCCAUAAAUAUGUGUCAGGGCCAUGACGUGACAUAUAAUACACAAGGUCACUCAUGUUUAGUGUCUACACUCAUUCCUAGUACUGGCUCCAAGGAAACAAGUGUAGUGAACUUAGGUUGAUAUUCCACUUUAACAGUUAUGGCAUUUGCUCCAUCAAAGGCUGUCGGAGCUCGCAGUGUCCAAUCAUUAGAAGAAUACAACACACCAAGAGCACCACUUCGCCGCCAAGUCUCUCUGGAUGAGGAGAGGAGAGAUGACUGCCAGGGGCACUGGAGAGGGCCGUACCUGGAGGGUGAGGAAGAAGAAAAAGGGGUGAGGCUCUUCAGGGCGAUGCUGCUGCAGCAUUUGAGGCUUGAGGAGUUGAGGCCACCGCCUUGUAUGAUUGUGCCUGCUAAUCCUGACCAGAGAGGUUGGUGGAUGUACUGGAGAGACUGGAGAGCUCUUGAGCGAGCUGCUCGAAGGUUCAGGGAAACAAAGGCCAGAGCCAGACUAGCAUCGAGAGCUGAACAUAUACCUCUUUUGUGCCUUGAUGAAGUGGAGUUUGAGGAUAUCAUGCAGGAGAUAUGUCAGGCUUGUGUUCACAUAGAGCAGCGAGCACUGGUCGUACUGGCGUUCCUAUGCGAGGUGGUAGCACGAGCAGUGAGGGUCGGUGGAUGGUGUCGAGCAGCGGACUGGGCUGCGAGACAUGUUGCCCAGUGUGCCACACCAUGGGCCAUCAAGCAUGGAGGAUGGAGUGCUGUAGUGGAGCGAGCUGGUGGUUCGCGCAGAGAAGAGACGCUUAUAGCUGGAGCAGCCAUCGCGGCACUAUUAGCUUUUCUUCUAUACUGUCGUACGCGUUUACGCCACGCUCUACUCUAAUUACAACACAUGAUUCUUCAAGAUGUACCUAAUUUAUCAUGAGGUUGACUUCGUCACUUUUGUUCUCCCUUCUGGUUGAGAAAAGGCAAGGUGAUAUCAAAGUGGAAUCUUUCAUGUGACAGCUGAUGUCAUUUCUUCUCAUCAUCUCUUUUUUCCAGAGCUAUAAUAUUCCAGCGGCGUUUCUUCUACUAAUCAGGGUAGAUACAUCAUUCAAUAAGAUGUAAUUUAUUAUGAGGCCAAUUUUAUUCUUCAUUCUGGUUAAGUAAAGACCAGGCGAUAUAAGAGUUAAAGUGGAAUCUUUCAUGUGACGACUGUUGUCAUUUUGUCUCAUCAUCUCUAUUUUGCAGAGCUGAAGAAAGCAGCGUUUCUUCUACACUUACUGUCACACGCGUUUGCGUCAUGCAUCACUCUACAUGAUGUAAUUGCUCAUGAGGAUGAGUUUGUCACCUUUGUUCUUCAUUCUGAUUGAGGGAAGUCAGGUGAUACAAGAGUCAAGGUGGAAUCUUCCAUGUAAUGUCUGAUGUCUUUUCGGCUCUCCAGUGUGAUUUCAUCACUUUAUUCUUCCUUUUCAUGGAGAAAAGGCAAGAUGAUACGAGAGUCAAAGUGGAAUCUUUCAAGUGAUGACUGAUGUCAUUUCUAUCAUCAUCAUCCCUUAUACUUUUCUAGCGGUGCGUACUGAUCAUAGCUCUACAAUAUACUAGAUCCUAAAAUGGAGUUAUCUAAAUAUUGCUCAGCUCAUUAAGCUGGUCUGUUGCUGCAUUCAGGCACCAUCAAGUAUAUCGCAAUGAUACUUAUACGCUCCAACAGGAUGUCAGUUCAUCUCCACAUGAUCAAGUUUCAGGAUUCAGUGAUGACAAGCAAACCUAAAAACGUCAUCUCUUUAGCGGAUUUUAUAUGUAUAGUUUAUAAAUUGUAAGUAAGGCAUUGUUAAAGAGAACGUUGGUAAACAUAUUAAUAUUAGGCUGCAAAAAAUAUAAAACCAACAUCGCCAAGCUAUGAUCAGAUUAUAGUCAAUGGCGAGGUUACAUAUACACAUCAAAUCUGCCGCCUUUUAAUAAAGCUUUUAAAGCCGAUUCACACCA